UCGAAAAGAUCCUGCAUGGAGCUCUGCACGUGUCUCUCAUCUCCUCUCUCUAUCUCUGUUUCGUAUUUUCUUAAGUCUUGAGCAAAACAGACAAACAACUUCCCUUCGUUCAAUUUUUCCCGAGAAAAUAAACUGCCCUGGACUACCCAGAAAAUUCAAACCCAACAAUCAAUAAAAUAAGAUUCCAGAGACCCUCUGAGAAAGUUAGGAGAGAGAAGGCAGUAAGUAUCGGGAGAAAGAUUGGUGCCACCGAAAGCCCUGAAUCGGGCGUUUUAUAAGGUCGUUACACCGACUCAGCUAAGUCGCUAUUCUCUCCCUCAAUCUCUCUGUCAGAGUUCAAUCUGGUAGUGUUUGAAGAAGCUAUCGGAUUCUUCAGUUUCGGCGAUGGCCACCAAUGAAAAGAGAUGCAGAUUUGGAAAGGAUAAAUACAGGGAUUGGGAAAAAGGACUCCCUGACGGCAUCCUUGAUAUGAUUGUUGAAAGGCUCGAUUUUAUUCAUUGCUUAACUUUCAGCAAGGUAUGCAAAUCAUGGAGAAGUGUUGUUAGAUAUGCAUCUAUUCGUAAUCCAUUGCGUGGGUGCCCAUGGCUUGUAACGGUUUCCCCAAAACCUGCCGAUGGCGCGGAGAGGGUAAGUUUUUGUAGUAUGACAGAGAUGAAGGGUAGGUGCAUGGAGAUAAGUGGCAGGGGUAAUGUUGUAUACAUGUGUGGGUCUGUCCAAGAUUGGUUGAUUGUGAAAACACAACUUCAUAGUUGUAAUAAGGUUCUUUGGGCUCUAUUGAAUCCUUUCACUGGAGCCAAGGUCUUUUUACCAGCCUUAAGAUUGCCCGGUAAUAAGUUGGUACUGUCUGGAUCCCCUUUUGAGUCGAAUUGUGUUUAUAUGACCCUAACCAAGCCAUCUCUUAAGUUUUCCUUAUGGACGAAAGGAGCACCAAUUUGGACUGAAGUUGAAGUUCGGUAUGAGAUAAAGCAAGAACCAGAGCCCCUAACAGAUGCUGCAUUUUGCAAUGGAAAUUUCUACUUUUUGACGAAGAAUUAUAACAUACAACGUCUCGAUGCUGCAUAUGCUUCAUCUGCAAUCAGGAGAAGAAGCACUAGUGAAAUCAAAACUAGUUUUUAUAGAGUUGAAAUGCCCUGUUGGCCAAAAGGUCAGUUUUUCAAGUAUUUAAUGGAAUCUUCAGGUGACAUUCUACUUGUCAUACGGUUUUUUCGCUAUGUUAUAACAUGUAGCUUCACAAUUUAUAGGCUGGACAUUGGUAGGAAGGAAUGGGUUAAGUUAGAUGACUUGGGGGAUCAAAUAUUAUUUUUAGGAAAGACUACUUCUAGAUCAUAUUCUGCCAAGGAACUAGGGUUUGUGAGGGGCAAUUGUAUUUUUUUCACUGAUGUUUAUAGAUACAAUAGAUACAAGUCGGAGACAAAUUUUUUGGACUGGGGUAUUUUCUGCCUGGAUGAUAAAAGGUUUGGGAGUUUUUUCUAUCCUUCAAAAGAAUGCAGUAGCGAACCUGUAUGGAUCACUGCACCUCUAUGGUGGUAUUUGUUUGGAGAGAGACCAUUGUAUGAAACAAAGAUCAAUUUAAACCCUGGUGUUAUUUGGUAUCGUUGAGGUUGUAUGGCUCCUCUUGACUUUGAUUUUAAAUAAGCUUGAAUUUUCAAGAUGAGAUUAUUAUUCUCGAAA
Tripterygium wilfordii is the source of this 1671-nucleotide messenger RNA. RefSeq lists its product as uncharacterized. Gene Ontology annotation, molecular function: protein binding. Lineage: Eukaryota; Viridiplantae; Streptophyta; Magnoliopsida; Celastrales; Celastraceae. The record is from RefSeq and is a predicted model, not a curated record. The transcript is spliced from 2 exons. Bases 385 to 1599 code for a protein of 404 amino acids.